Penicillium taxi is the source of this 1125-nucleotide messenger RNA. It is a transcript of the gene preB, whose product is annotated as alpha-factor pheromone receptor STE2. The coding region runs from base 1 to 1125 and encodes 374 amino acids. The transcript has a single exon. Gene Ontology annotation, cellular component: G protein-coupled receptor homodimeric complex; membrane. Gene Ontology annotation, biological process: G protein-coupled receptor signaling pathway. Gene Ontology annotation, molecular function: mating-type factor pheromone receptor activity; pheromone binding. The record is from RefSeq and is a predicted model, not a curated record. Lineage: Eukaryota; Fungi; Ascomycota; Eurotiomycetes; Eurotiales; Aspergillaceae.
AUGUAUUCCUCGUCAGAGUCAUCCUUUGAUCCUUUCACUCAGAAUGUCACAUUCCAGAACGCUCAGAGCGAGCCCUUCGUCGUUUCCGUAGAUCAGUUGGACUCGUUCGUCCAGUACAAUGUUCGUAUCUGCAUCAACUAUGGAUGCCAGCUUGGGGCCUCAAUCGUGCUCUUCGUGAUUCUUCUUCUCUUGACUCGACGUGAGAAACGCACCUCGGCCGUCUUCAUUCUCAAUGUUCUUGCUUUGCUUUUCAACAUCAUUCGUCUGCUGUUCCAAGUCAUUCACUUCACCACCGAAUUUGAGAAUGUGUACCCGUACUUCUCCUAUGACUACUCUUCAGUUCCACCCAGUGCAUAUGGAAUUUCAAUUGCAGGUGUCAUCUUCGAGACCUUCCUCGUGAUCUGCAUUAUGAUCUCCCUAGUGCUACAGGUGCAUGUGGUAUGCAUGACACUGCGUCGACGCUACCGCCACCCUAUCCUAGCUCUAUCAAUCCUGAUGGCCCUAGUCCCGAUUGGAGUCCGCAUCGGAUGGACAGUGGAGAACAUCAUUUUCAUCGUCACUCUCGACUCCAUGCGCGUAAUCUGGGCAUUUGAGAGCGGCCUCAACAUCGCCAUAACCACUAGCGUCUGCUACUUCUGCACUGUGUUUGUCACUAAGCUUGGCAUCGCCAUUCGCCAGCGUCGUCACCUCGGUGUUCACGAUUUCGGUCCCAUGAAGGUCAUUUUCGCCUGUGGAUGCCAGACCCUGACCAUCCCAGCCCUGUUCUGUAUUCUCCAAUACGUCACCACCGUACCUGAACUGGCUUCUAAUGUCUUGACCCUGGUGGCCCUCUCGCUUCCCUUGUCAUCCAUAUGGGCCGGUGCUACCCUCGAGAACUCCCGGAGCGCCUCAUCCGCACGCCCUUCUAGCCGCCGUAACCUGUGGCAGGCUCUUGCCUUUGGUGCCGACAGAUCGACUCUACAUUCGAAGGAAAUGUCUAGUCAGAUCACUUCGCAAUCAGCAACCUUGCGUAAUUACUCGGGUGUCCACACCAAGUCGCAGGACUCACAGUCUCCACUGGAGAUCUCUGUCGCCCAUGAUAUCUCUAUCAACAGUGCCCGACGCAGUAUUUCUUCGAUGGUUUAG